UCGGGGGGGAGCCGCGGGGCCGGGAGCGAGCUAGGCUGCGCCCCUACAUAACUGCUGCAGCCUGAGCCGCCGCUGACGUCUUUCGAAUUGGAGACGGAGCUCGCGCGCCUGCUUAGCCGCCCGUGAGCUGCAGUAAGACAUUUUAGGAUGUCCAGAAAUGUGCAGCGACUUAGAGACCACGAUACAAAUCCAUGUCUAGCGGAAACAGAUGCCUCUAGACAAUGUAUGGAUGACAAUAACUACAGAAAGGAUAUGUGUGCCUCUUAUUUUUUAAAGUACAAAAACUGCAGAAAAUUUUGGCAUGCCAUUAUGAUACAAAGGAGAAGAGAUGAUGUGAAACCAAAUAUGCCUACAGCAGACGAGAGAGAGAAUAUAUUGAAGUCAAUAGGAGGAACACCAUACUGAUCACAUAAUCUUUAUUGUUUACUAUUUAAUAUUAUGUACAUAUGAAGAUUUGUCAGCUAGGCAUUAAAUUUUUUUAACCUUGCCUCUGUUUAUUUAAUCAUAAGAUGUUGCCAACUGAGAGAGAACAUUACCUUAGACUGUAAAGCCCGUUGAGGGACAUGGUGCGGCAGGGACAACUUUUCUUCUGUUUGUACAGUACCUAGCACAACGGGGUCCUGAUCAGAGUAGGUUUUCUAGGUACUACCAUAAUGCAGAUAAAUAGUAAUUACUAUGUGCCUAAAAGGGUCACUACAAACAUGUACAAAGAUGGCGUCAAGGCAGUUAUGGAAGUAAUUCUUAAGCUUCCACUUAAUGCUGAAUACUGCAUAACUUGCCUUUUCAAAACAAGUUUUCGCAUAGAGACACAUCUGUGGCAGGGGACAGAGCAGCUGCCUAGAGUGAGAAUUACAGAGGAAGAGGAACUAAGAAGACUAGUUUGAUACAACUUAAUUAAUAACUACUAUUAUUGUUUUGCAUAAUGGUUAAAGUAGCAAGUCCUUUUUCUGGGUUUUUUCUUUAUGUACAAAUACCAACGUUGACAUGAGUCACACUUAUCACUGCUCUAAUUGGAGGCAUCUGCCAAUACAGUUACUGAAGUUACAACUUAAAUACACCCUACUAUUGGAAAAAAAUACAUAAAUGGAUUUCAAUGGAAACUAAUUUCUAGUUAAAGCAAAAAAAAAAUCAGGUUUGUACAGUGGCCAUCUGCUUCUCUAGGGAAAGGCUUGUGAGGGAAGAAGUUGAACUCCAUUGCUCUUAAUAACGUGCUUUCUGACUAGCUGUUUACCUUUAAUGAAAUACUUUUUUAUACCACCACCAGUAGUGGAUAGUAGUAGAUAUUAACAAAUAACUGACUGAAAAUGCUUAACCUACAAUUAUUGUAAGAUAAGAUAUUAAAUCUUAUUUUGGGCAUUUAAUAGCACUGUGAGUAGCCAGUUCCUCCUCUCUAUGGAACCUUCAAACAGGACCAGAAGCACUU
Gopherus evgoodei (Goodes thornscrub tortoise) is the source of this 1423-nucleotide messenger RNA. RefSeq names its product coiled-coil-helix-coiled-coil-helix domain containing 7 (gene CHCHD7). The record is from RefSeq and is a predicted model, not a curated record. The transcript has 4 exons. NCBI's taxonomy places the organism in Eukaryota, Metazoa, Chordata, Testudines, Testudinidae. Bases 148 to 405 code for a protein of 85 amino acids.